AUGGCCAAGGAAAAACCCUUCGCGAAGCCUACUGCCAAUGGCAAGGCGGGUAAGAAAGAUGUUUUGGGGUCGGUCAAGUCGGGGGCUAUCACCAAAAAAUCUACUAAAUCCACCAAUUCGAAGAAGUUGGGCCAAAAAACUGUCUCAACCGUUUCAGGUCACAAGGCGACUGGGCUGAACAGGUCCACUCAAUCUACCAAGAAUAUCGAACCUAAGAGGAAGGCCAAGGCUCCCACUCCACUGUCCUCUGAGUCUGAAGAUAGUUCUGAGUCUGAAUCUGAGUCUGGCUCUGGAUCUGAUAGUGACGAGUCCGGGUCCGAAUCUGAGGUCGAGACCAAGAAGCCCAUUAAAAAGGCCGAGGUUAAGAAGGUUGGGGUAAAGAAGGUAGAAGUCAAGAGGCCCGAGGCCGGAAAGAUUGUGGCUAAGAGGCCUGAACGAAAGGAGGCUGUCGCAAAAGACUCUUCUGAUUCCGAGUCCAAUGCAUCUUGUAGCGAUGGUGAUGGUGGUGAUAGUGAUAGCGAUUCUGACGGAGAAGCGCCAAAGGCUAAAACUGCGUCGGAGACCACAUCUAUUUCCAGUUCCGGUAGCGAUUCCGAUUCUUCCUCUGACUCUAGCUCUGAUGAAGAGGAAGCACCAGUUGCCAAGAAGGCAGCUCCUGUCAAGGCUGUCAAUGGCACCAAGAAGACUGUGGGAGUGGCUGAAUCUUCGUGCGAAUCCGAUAGCGACUCUGACUCGUCCUCCGAUUCCGAUGCCCGAGUCAAGUCUACCGGGAAGGCCGUUUCUGAUUCAGAAUCAUCCGACUCCUCCGAUUCCGAGUCAGAUGCUAAGAAGCGCAAAGCUGCCACCGAGGCCGAGCCCACUCCAAAGAAGGUCAAAACUGUAUCCUCCGCUCAGGAGGGAGCCAAAAAUCUUUUUGUUGGAUCACUGUCAUGGAACGUUGAUGAAGGUUGGUUGAGAAAUGAAUUCGAGCAAUUCGGUGAGAUCGCCGCUGUGCGCGUCGUCACUGAUCGUGAGAGCGGUCGUUCCAAAGGGUUUGGGUAUGUCGAAUAUACUACCAAUGAAGCAGCUAAGAAGGCGCUGGAAGAGAUGAAGGGCAAAGAUAUAGAUGGCCGCACUAUUAACGUUGACUUCUCUGCUCCUCGCCCGGAGAAUCCUCGCCAAGACCGCUCUAGGUUGUAUGGCGACCAAAAGAGCCCCGAGUCUGAAACCGUGUUUGUUGCCAACUUGAGCUUCGAGGCAGAUGAGCAAAUCGUUCAAACUGAGUUUGAGGGAUUUGGAAACAUUGUUGGAUUGAGAAUUCCAACUGAUCCCGAAUCCGGUCAACCUAAGGGCUUUUGUUAUAUCCAGUAUGACAGGGUUGAUUCUGCUCGUAAAGCUGUUGAAGAAAUGAAUGGUGCUCUCGUUGCUGGCAGAGCCAUUCGUACUGAUUUCUCUACCCCCCGCGAUCCGAGCGCCGGCGGUGGCCGUGGCGGUGGCCGUGGUGGCCGUGGCGGGUUUAGUGGCCGUGGCGGUCGUGGUGGCGGGUUUACUGACCGCGGUGGCCGUGGUGGCAGCCGUGGUCGUGGUGGUCGCGGUGACGGCCGUGGCCGCGGCGGGCCCGGUGGUGGGAGAGGAAGAUUCCAAUCCCAAAACCGUGGUGGCUUUGGAGACUUCCAAGGAAAGAAGCAGAAAUUUGAAUAAGCCCCAAAGCCUAUCACACCGCACGCCCGGAUUUCAUGGUAGCUCAAAAUAGUCUAUGGGCUCAAUAAUAUCUUGUGGGUGACUAGCGGCUUGUGGAUUUCGUUUCAUUUUUUGGGGAUUAUUUCCGGGGGGCUUUUUAUUUGUCAUGUGGGGCCAUUGGCUCUUUGCCUUGUCCAGUGUUACCUGCUACGCCAGGCUCAAAAGUUUUGCAUUUUAUUUUCUUAUCCUGGAGCCUCUUACGAUGGCUGCACGUCUACUUGUGCUCAAAUUACCUAUUAUAGACAGAAUAGGAUUGCUAUAAUGUUCUAUCAUGUCAGUAUUGUAUAUAGGGUUUUCGGAAUCAAUCAAAACUAUGACCACAUUGGGGAUUAGAUAAA
Messenger RNA from Tuber melanosporum (Perigord truffle), 2057 nucleotides. RefSeq lists its product as uncharacterized. Gene Ontology annotation, molecular function: RNA binding. The record is from RefSeq and is a predicted model, not a curated record. NCBI's taxonomy places the organism in Eukaryota, Fungi, Ascomycota, Pezizomycetes, Pezizales, Tuberaceae. Bases 1 to 1680 code for a protein of 559 amino acids. The transcript has 5 exons.